Messenger RNA from Otolemur garnettii (small-eared galago), 2401 nucleotides. It is a transcript of the gene ZNF26, whose product is annotated as zinc finger protein 26. Gene Ontology annotation, molecular function: DNA-binding transcription repressor activity, RNA polymerase II-specific. Gene Ontology annotation, biological process: negative regulation of transcription by RNA polymerase II. Bases 397 to 2001 code for a protein of 534 amino acids. The transcript is spliced from 4 exons. The record is from RefSeq and is a predicted model, not a curated record. NCBI's taxonomy places the organism in Eukaryota, Metazoa, Chordata, Mammalia, Primates, Galagidae.
AGGGGAUUCCUUGUUUGAGUUUCUGUGGCCGUGGAUGCACGAAGUUAUCUGGCCAAGAGCAUCCUGGGCCGACUGUGAACUUGACUGGCUGACAGGUCCCUGGCUACCCGGACUGAGCCAAGCCGGCUUCAGUCCCUCUCACAUAAGGGAAAUCUAUCUACCCGACUUUUUGUGCCAGGCCAGGAAGUCGCCGGCCACUCGCGGUUCGUGCUGGGGAAGAGCUGAGGAGGCCGUGUCCCUGCGAACAGCUCACAGCUCAGCCCUGGUACCGUUUGGUCCUGGUGCCUGCACCCGCCUCUAAGGCGGGCGCGGCGGGGACGCUGCCUCUGGCACGGGUCACUCCUCACAGCUCACGGUCCUCCACGCCCAGGCGGUGCACACGAAACCCGGCGCGGGAUGGCCAGCAGGUUCGGGACAGCUUCGUGUUGGGGAUUAUUGUCAUUCAUGGAUGUAUCUGUGGAGUUCACUUGGGAGGAAUGGCAGUUACUGGAUCCUACACAGAAGUACCUCUAUAGGGAUGUGAUAUUGGAAAACUACAACAACCUGGUAUCAGUGGGCUAUCAUGACACCAAACCUGAUUUAGUCUUCAAGUUGGAGCAAGGGGAAGAGCCAUGGAUAGUAAACACCAAAGUUUCCUGUCAGAGCUGUCCAGGCUGGGAAGAAUGGUACCAGAAAGAUCAAGAUGAACUUGAAAGUAUUGAGAGAAGUUAUGCUUAUAAUGUGUUUGAAAAACUUCAUCUGAGCAAAACCCAUCUUUCUUCAAUACAAAGACUCCAUAAGUAUAACAUACAUGGAAAAAGUUUGACACAAUACUCAGGUUCAAGCAGAAGCUGUGUAAGAAAGAAUCCUGAUAAGUUCCAUGGCUAUGAAGAACCAUAUUUUCUUAAGCAUCGACCAGCCCAUAACAUAGAAAAAAACUGUGUCUGUAGUGAAUGUGGGAAAGCUUUUCGUUGUAAAUCACAGCUUAUUGUACAUCUCAGAAUUCAUACAGGGGAGCGACCUUAUGAAUGCACUAAAUGCGAAAGAGCCUUCAGUGCCAAGUCAAACCUUAAUGCUCAUCAGAGAGUUCAUACAGGAGAAAAACCCUAUUCAUGUAGUGAGUGUGAGAAAGUUUUCUCUUUCAGGUCUCAGCUCAUUGUCCAUCAGGAAAUUCACACAGGAGGGAAGCCCUAUGGUUGCAGCGAAUGUGGGAAAGCAUAUAGUUGGAAAUCACAGCUUAUUUUACAUCAGAGAAGUCACACAGGAUUGAAACCCUAUGAAUGUAGUGAAUGUGGGAAGGCCUUUAGUUUGAAGUCACCAUUUGUUGUACACCAAAGAACUCAUACAGGAGUGAAGCCCCACAAAUGCAAUGAGUGUGGGAAAGCCUUUAGGAGUAAGUCCUACCUCCUUGUUCACAUCAGAAUGCACACAGGAGAGAAGCCCUAUCAGUGCAGUGAUUGUGGGAAAGCCUUCAAUAUGAAGACACAACUCAUGGUCCAUCAGGGAGUUCACACAGGAAAUAAUCCUUAUCAAUGCAGUGAAUGUGGGAAGGCCUUUGGUAGGAAGGAACAGCUCACUGCACACCUGAGAGCUCACGCAGGAGAGAAGCCUUACGGAUGCAGCGAAUGUGGGAAGGCUUUCAGUAGCAAGUCAUACCUUGUCAUACAUAGGAGAACACACACAGGGGAGAGGCCCUAUGAAUGUAGUUUUUGUGAGAGAGCCUUUUGUGGGAAAUCACAGCUCAUUAUACAUCAGAGAACUCACUCAACAGAGAAACCCUAUGAAUGCAGUGAAUGUGAAAAAGCCUAUCCUAGGAAGGCAUCACUUCAGAUACACCAGAAAACUCAUUCAGGAGAGAAACCUUUCAAAUGCAGUGAGUGUGGAAAAGCAUUCACUCAGAAGUCAUCUCUCAGUGAACACCAGAGAGUUCAUACAGGAGAGAAACCGUGGAAAUGCUCUGAAUGUGGGAAAUCCUUCUGUUGGAAUUCAGGACUUCGUAUACAUCGGAAAACUCACAAAUGAGAAAUCAGAAUGAUGAAGUAAAUGUGAGAAGCAAAGCUGAUGCUCAGAGUUCAGGUGAUAAUAAUAUAGACAGAAUUUAUAAGUAGGAAGUGUUAAAAUAGCAUUCAUGUCAAAAAAAGUCUUAUAGGAAGAGAGAUCAAUCUUAUUUGGAGUGAGUAUGCAAAAGCUUUCAGAAAUAACUCAAAAAUCUUUGUAGACAAGAGAAUAAUUGAAAGAAUGAGGAAUAAUAAAUGUAUCAAGUAUGUAGCAUCAUUACAAAGAUUCAGAGAAUUCAUGGUGAGAACACUUUAUAAAUUUAACAGAUCAGGAAAGCAUUUCCCCAUAGAAGGUGUUACAUAGAAAGUCACAUUCUAAAUUUGAAGCUGUGUUUUUGUAAAAUAUUGAUUAUAAAUAGUAGGCU